Molecule: messenger RNA, 3018 nt
Organism: Melitaea cinxia (Glanville fritillary)
Lineage: Eukaryota; Metazoa; Arthropoda; Insecta; Lepidoptera; Nymphalidae
Exons: 2
Coding region: 1-3018 (1005 amino acids)
Biological process (GO): DNA integration
Molecular function (GO): nucleic acid binding
Source: RefSeq, a predicted model, not a curated record
AUGCACAAAUAUAGAAAUCUUUUAAAACCAUUUUUAAUUGUGUGUACUGAUGGCCAUAUUAUUGAUGUUUUGGGCCCAUACCCAGCUACAACAUCUGAUGCUGACAUCAUGAAAAACGAAUUUUCAAAUGGAAGACCUUUGCAAGAAUAUUUCCAACGAGGUGAUGCAUUUAUAUUAGAUAGAGGCUUUCGUGAUUCACUACCUUUGUUGCACCAAUGUGGAUAUAGGACAUAUGUGCCUGCUUCGUUGGAGGAGGGUGAAAGACAGCUAUCAACUAGCAAGGCCAAUAAAUCUAGAGCAGUCACCAUUUGUCGUUGGGUUAUUGAAAUUGUUAAUGGAAGAUUUAAACGUGAUUUUAAAUUAUUUCGCCAAAAUUAUUUCAAUAAAUCCAGUAAAACUUUCAUGAAAGAUUUUGAGGUGGCUGCUGCCCUUUUAAAUAAGUUUCACCCUCCUAUAGUUGAUCGUGUAGAUGCUGGGGAAAUAAUACAAGAAAUAGAUAAAUAUAUGAAUACAGAAAAUGUAUUAGCUGAUUUUAUUAUAACAAAUAAUUAUAACAGGCAUCAAGCUAAUUUUGAAAGUAUCACAAUACAUAAUGAUAAUUUAAAUGAUUUCCCACAGCUCUCCGAUAGUGAGCUUAUACUUAUUUCUUUAGGAACAUACCAAAUAAAGCAGGCACGUUCCUAUUAUGGUGAACAUAUUAGAGGAAAUGAUGGUUUUAUCAUAGAAGUGUGCAGGGAGGUCAGCCGCAGCCUUAUUCGAGAGCUGUCGGCCUCAAGAGAAAUACUUUACCCACGGGGAACCUGUAAUGUAAACAUCAAAUAUAAAAAUACAGAAGUCAUAGGAAGAAUCUUUGUUAUUGAUAGAAAAGUUGAUCCUGUAUUGGGAAGAGAAUGGAUUAGGAAAUUAAACUUACAAUUUGACAUAAAUUCACUACAAAAAGAAGAAAAUGAUAUUACAGAAAAAGAGUUUACUGAGAAAUUGAAAAAAAUUAUACAAGAAUACAAAGAACUAUUUUCUGAAGAAAUAGGAGAAAUUAAAGAUUAUCAAGCAGUAUUUAAAUUGAAAGAAGGUGCAGUUCCAGUCUUUUUAAAACCACGUCCAGUACCAUUCGCUUUGAAGGAUCAGGUGGAAGCAGAAAUAGACAGAUUAGAAAAGGAAGGAAUAUUAGAAAAAGUCACAUACUCACAGUGGGGAACACCAAUUGUUCCUGUCUUGAAGCAAAAUGGAAAAAUGCGCUUAUGUGCUGACUAUCGUGCUACAUUAAACAAAAAUCUGGAAAAUGACAACUACCCUAUACCUCGUGUUGAAGAAAUAUUUUCAAAGUUAAGUGGAGGAAAAUAUUUUUGCACACUGGAUAUUAAUCAAGCUUAUUUGCAUUUGAAGACUAAUGAAGAUACAGCAGAAAUGCAAGCUAUUAGUACAUGCAAGGGUACAUACAAGGUGAAAAGACUAAUGUUCGGAGUGAAAAUUGCACCAAAUGUUUGGCAGAGAUACAUGGAUCAAACACUUCAAGGAAUGGAAGGUACAGUUUGUUUUUUUGACGACAUUGCUUUACAAGGACGUACAUUUAUACAAUUACUACAAAGAAUUAGGAAGGUAUUUGACAAAUUAAAAGAAUGUGGACUACACUUAAACAGAGAGAAAUGUCAGUUUUUUCAGAAAUCAGUUACUUACCUAGGACAUACAAUAAAUGAAAAAGGUCUACACCCUACAGAAGAUAAAGUAAAUGAUAUAAAGAAUAGUUCACGUCCAACAGAUGUUUCUUCACUACGCACAUUUUUGGGAAUGAUAAAUUACUACCAACAAUUUAUACCUAACUUAGCAUCAAAACUAAAUCCUUUAUACAAAUUAUUACAAAAAGAUACAAAAUUUACUUGGUCAACAUCAUGUGAACAAGCAUUUCAAGAACUGAAAAAAGAAAUCUGCGGAGAAAAAGUACUUAUACCAUUUCAUGAAAACUUACCUGUCACAUUAGCCACUGAUGCAUCACCAACUGGAUACGGAGCUGUGUUGUCACAUAUUAUGCCGGAUAAAUCAGAACGUCCAAUAGCUUUCGCGUCAAGAUCUCUUACAAAGGCAGAGAAAGGUUACAGCCAGUUAGAUAAAGAAGCCGCAGCAUUAGUUUGGGGACUGAAGAAAUUCUUUCAGUAUUGUUACGGUAGAAAAAUAAUUCUCAUAGUAGACAACCAACCAUUAGCUAGAAUUUUACACCCAGAGAAGGCUACACCUGCUACAACAGCCAUACGACUUGUACAUUAUGCUAACUUUUUAGCUGGAUUUGAUUACCAGAUAAAACUAAGGAAGACUGCAGAACAUGCUAAUGCCGACUAUUUUUCAAGACUACAACAUACAAAUAAAAAUGAAAAGAAUGAUACACUUACAGAUGACGAAGCUUUCUACUUAAAUCAGAUUUCAGAAAUACCAGUUUCAUUACAAGAGAUAAGGGUAGCUACAGCUACUGACCCGGAACUACAGAAGUUAUAUAUUGAUAUACAAUCAGGACGAGAAGAUAAAACUAGACUACAUGAAUUUUCAUUGCAGAAUAAUUGUAUAUUUUAUGGCAUACGAAUCGUCAUACCUAAGAAACUACAACCUAAAAUAUUAGAAGAAUUACAUACAGCGCACAUGGGUAUAGUUAAGAUGAAGGCUUUAGCAAGAAGCUAUGUGUGGUGGAAGAACAUUGACAUAGAUAUUGAAAAUAUGGUGAAACAAUGCAAGAGAUGCUGUUUGAUGCGUAAAAACCCGACUAAGGUACCUGUACACAGCUGGGAAUACCCUAAGGAACCGUGGAGUCGUAUUCAUAUUGAUUAUGCCGGACCAUUCAUGAACCAAUAUUUUCUUAUGGUGGUAGAUGCCUAUACUAAAUGGUUAGAAGUUAUACCUACUAAUUCUAUGUCAGCUGCAACAACUAUAAAUAUUUUAAAGAAGUUAUACACUACAUUUGGUUUACCAAUAACGCAAGUCUCGGAUAAUGGAAGACAAUUUAGAUCAGAAGAAAUGCAAAAAUUCUUAAAAUAA